UGGCAGCGAGUGGUCUCUGUGCCCUGGGGAAGUAGAUGCAGGUUGAGCAGAUGGAAGGAAGGUGCUAAGGAGGUCCUGGGAGGGCCCUGGAGGCCCAAGAGUGGGAACCACUCCCCCUCCUCCCCUCACCUCUGUGUUGUUUUUGGCGACCUGCCCAGUAGGGCCUUGGUUGAGCUGCUGCUGGCCUCACGGCUCUGGGGCCUCAAAGUGAGGCCCUCGGGAGGGCAAGUGGGUGGGGUCUGGAGGCUGGUGGCGGGAACCUCACAGCCAGACUCCUAGGCCCUGGGAAGGUGCCCCGCCCCAGGGAAAAUGCCAAUGGGGGAAGAGAUCUCUUCUCUCAGCCCCCAAGGAGACUUGUACAGAAUGUAGGCAUGGCCACAGAGUGACAGAGUCCUGGGCCUCCUUGUGAGGCCCUGGCACUGAGCCUCCCCUCCCAGUCCUCUGAGAAGCUAGGAAAUCUGGUGCAAAAAGGAGAUCACAAGGUGAUGUUUGCAGACCCCACAGUUUAUGAGAUGUUAUAAUCCCUCAAUUCCCUGUGAGAUGGGUAUUUCUACAUCUACCUUACAGAUAAGGAAACUGACACUCAGAGAGGUUCAGUGAUUUGCCCAAGGUCACACAGACAUUGUGUGGCAGAUCAGGGUCCCUGUCCUCCCUCUUCGCUCCUGCACUCAGCUGCCCGUCAGAAUUACCUAGUGAUUUUUCUGAAAGUGCCAACUCCCUGUUCUUCCUCAGAGUUAGAAUCAUCCUAGAGGUCUUGUGACUCUGCAAAUCAAAACGGUCUCCAGGUGACUCUAAAACAGUUCUCAGAAGGGAGGCUGGGAACUCUUACUCCAUAUCACAGUGAGGCAGAGGAAACUGAUGGAAAGGGAGGUGCCAGGGUUCCCCUUUAUCCUUCUGGUGGAUGGCUAGAACCUUCUGGCUGGCCAAAGAGAGGUGCUCCCUCAGCCUCCUCCAUUUGAUAUCUGGUCACUGGUGGUUUGGCAUUCCCUGCCCUCCCAGGUCCUCUUAAAGGAGCAGGUGGCUGGGAGGAGAGAGGAGCAGCUGCCCUGGCCUCAACCCUGCCCUCUCUCCCUCCCCUGCUCCCGUUUCUGAGCUGUCUCCUUCUCUGGCCAGAGGAAAUGGGGUGGGCUGAGGGUGGCCCAGUGAGCUCACAUCCUCUGGCUGAGCCUAAAUCAGGAGUGACCCUUCUACCCCCAGAGCCAGACCAGGGAAGAAGAUUGUGAUGCAGGGGAAGUGCCUGGAGCCACUGCCAGGAACCAGGACCCUCCGCCCUCCAACCAAGGUCCCAAGCCCAGUCACUCUGAGCCUCUCCCCCACCGCCUUUCCGGCCAUUGUUCUGGAAAGAACAGAGCCACCCAGCCUGCCCCUGCCCCUGUUCCUGUCCCUCCUGUCACAUUGUCCUGCCACUCCCCGGAGGGGCUGUAUCUCACCACUGAGCUGCCCCAUUCCGGACUGUCCAGGCUGGCAGCAGGUGGAGGGACUUUUUGUGUGUCCUCCCCGCUGACCUCGUUGUCUUCACCAAAGCUCGGAGAGGUACCCUGGCUGGCCAAGGUCGUGCAGCCAGUAAGGGGGAGACUUUGGACCACACACUUCCUGCUUCUAAAGCCCCUUUCCUUUCCAUUGCCCUGAAUGGCUCUGUGUGACAAGGGCUUUCCAAGGGGCCUCGAGGAAGGCUGGGAGGCCUAUGUUUCUUUCCAGCAGCCCCACCCCUUCUCCCCUUCUGUCACUGCCCAGCUCUGUAUUUACCUUUUCUGCGUAGUACAUAGCUUAAUACGGCUCAGCCCUAAACGUAGCUAGUCCCCUCUCUCCCCAUCCCAUGCUCCUCACUAUCGUGUCGAUCCCUCCCUGUUGGAAUGAAGCCCUGUCUUGCUGGGGUAUUCAGGGGCCCACCAGGGCCUGGAGGGCAGGCCUGGACCAGCAUGCUUGGCACCCUGCCCAGCCUGGGUUGAGCCAGGCCUCCUCCUUCCCAGCAAGGGUGGGUUCCAGCAGGAGGCAGGGGCCCGCCUGUGACAGACAUUCCCCUUCCCCCUCAAGGACCGCCCCCUCCUGUGUCCUGGCCCCUGCCUGGAGCACACCUGCCUGAAUCCUGUCACCAUUCCUGACAGGGAUGAACCAGCGGACUGCCUGUGCCCCUGGCUCCUCUGGCCACCACCCCGUAGAGAGCCCUGUGCCCGGGGCGUGGACAUCUCUGCUGGGGAGCCUGUGGGUGCAGAAUCAGCAGUUAUCUCCCUGACAGGAGCCAGUGGGGGGACUGUACCAGAGGACGGCAUGUGGGCCCUGAUGGCUAACAUGUAAGGAGUCCUAAAGGGCAGCGGCUCCCAUCUUUGGCGUGCUGACGAGGGUCAGGCAUUAUCCUCACAACCCUGGUGAGCCAGUUCUGUGAUUGGCCCAUUUUACAGAUGAGGACACUAAGCCCGACAGGUUAAGUGACUUGUUCAGGAUCUCACAACCGGUACAUGGCAGAGCUGGGCACAGCGCAGGUUCUGUCUGAUGCCACCUUCUUCACCACGUUCCACUCAGGGAUGUCCCCGGGCUUGGGCCCAGUCCUGGCAUCUGCCCUGCAACCCUCCAGCAUCUAGUGCCCCUCUCCUUUCUCUCGCAGCCCCCUCGGCCCAGUGGGACAAUGAGACACUCCUUGGCCCUUUCAGGCAGGAAUGCUAACCAUGCAUUCGUGGGCCUGUCCAUUGAGGGCACGGCAUGCCAGUCCCCCCCUUUCCCGCCCCCUUUGGCUCUAUAAACAAGCUGGGCUGGGGGCCCAGGGAAGCCAGGCCACUGCUGCAGCAGCUCCCUGCACCGGGUGCCCUCAAGCUGAUGGGCUGGCCGGCCGGGUGGGGAACCACAGGGACAGGAUCACAGAAGGGCCAUGGGGCAGGUGCUUUCUUGCACACCAAGAGAGCUCCUCGGCUCCACAAAGAGACUCAACGUCAACUACCAGGAUGCUGAUGGAUUCUCUGCCCUCCAUCAUGCCGCCUUGGGGGGCAGCCUGGAGCUCAUAGCCUUGCUACUGGAGGCUCAGGCCACCGUUGACAUCAAAGACAGCAAUGGCAUGCGCCCACUGCACUACGCAGCCUGGCAAGGCCGGCUGGAGCCCGUGAGGCUGCUGCUGCGGGCCUCCGCGGCCGUGAACGCCGCCUCGCUGGAUGGGCAGAUCCCGCUGCAUCUGGCUGCCCAGUAUGGACACUAUGAAGUGUCAGAAAUGCUCCUCCAGCAUCAGUCCAACCCUUGCCUGGUCAACAAGGCAAAGAAGACACCCCUGGAUCUGGCUUGCGAGUUUGGGCGACUUAAGGUGGCCCAGCUACUACUGAACAGUCACUUGUGUGUGGCGCUGCUGGAGGGUGAGGCCAAGGACCCGUGUGACCCCAACUACACCACGCCCCUGCACUUGGCUGCCAAGAACGGCCACAGAGAGGUCAUCAGGCAGCUCCUGAGAGCUGGGAUCGAGAUCAACCGCCAGACCAAGACAGGCACCGCACUCCACGAGGCUGCGCUGUAUGGCAAGACCGAGGUAGUCCGGCUGCUCCUGGAGGGCGGGGUGGAUGUGAACAUUCGGAACACGUAUAACCAGACGGCACUGGACAUUGUGAAUCAGUUCACCACCUCCCAGGCCAGCCGAGAAAUCAAGCAGCUGCUGCGUGAGGCCUCGGGGAUCCUGAAGGUCCGAGCACUCAAGGACUUCUGGAACCUCCACGAUCCCACUGCUCUCAAUGUCCGGGCAGGGGACGUCAUCACGGUGCUUGAGCAACAUCCCGACGGCCGCUGGAAGGGCCACAUCCAUGAGAGCCAGAGGGGCACGGACCGUGUGGGCUACUUCCCCCCAGGCAUCGUGGAGGUGGUCAGCAAGCGAGUGGGCAUCCUCGCGCCCCGCCUCCCAUCGGUGCCCACCCCCCUCCGCCCAGGCUUCUCUCGGACACAGCAGCCCCCUGCCGAUGACCCCCUGCACUCUCUGACCUAUGGCCAGCUCCCUCGGGUGGGCCUCAGCCCAGAUAGCCCAGCAGGUGACAGGAAUAGCGUGGGCAGCGAGGGCAGCGUGGGCAGCAUCCGCAGUGCCGGCAGCGGGCAGAGUUCCGAGGGCACCAACGGCCAUGGCACCGGCCUUCUUAUUGAGAAUGCUCAGCCACUGCCUUCCCCCGGAGAGGACCAGGUGUUGCCAGGACUGCACCCCCCGUCCCUGGCAGACAACCUGAGCCACCGCCCUCUGGUCAACUACCACUCUGGGGAACAGCUUUUCACCCAGGACGUGAGGCCGGAGCAGCUGCUGGAGGGGAAGGAUGCGCAGGCCAUUCAUAACUGGCUGAGUGAGUUCCAGCUGGAAGGCUACACCGCCCACUUCCUGCAGGCUGGCUACGACGUGCCAACCAUCAGCCGUAUGACGCCUGAGGACCUGACGGCCAUCGGGGUCACCAAGCCGGGGCACAGGAAGAAGAUCGCCUCGGAGAUUGCUCAGCUCAGCAUCGCCGAGUGGCUGCCCAACUACAUCCCGGCGGACCUGCUGGAGUGGCUGUGCGCGCUGGGGCUGCCGCAGUACCACAAGCAGCUGGUGAGCAGUGGCUACGACUCCAUGGGGCUGGUGGCCGACCUCACCUGGGAGGAGCUGCAAGAGAUCGGGGUCAACAAGCUCGGUCAUCAGAAGAAGCUUAUGCUGGGAGUGAAACGGCUGGCCGAGCUUCGGCGGGGCCUACUGCAGGGGGAGGCCCCAGCUGAAGGUGGCCGCCGUCUAGCCAGAGGCCCAGAGCUGAUGGCCAUUGAGGGGCUGGAGAAUGGGGACGGUCCGGCUGCAGCUGGCCCACGCCUCCUCACCUUUCAGGGCAGUGAGCUGAGCCCAGAGCUACAGGCAGCCAUGGCUGGGGGUGGCCCCGAGCCCCUCCCCCUGCCCCCUGCCCGCUCUCCCAGCCAGGAGAGCAUUGGAGCACGCUCACGAGGGUCCGGUCACUCCCAGGAACAGCCGGCCCCCCAGCCCAGUGGUGGAGACCCGAGCACCCCACAGGAGAGGAACCUUCCAGAGGGCACAGAGCGGCCCCCUAAGCUUUGUUCCCCACUUCCUGGUCAAGGCCCCCCGCCUUAUGUUUUUAUGUAUCCCCAGGGCUCACCCUCCAGCCCAGCCCCGGGGCCACCUCCUGGUGCACCUCGUGCCUUCUCCUACUUGGCUGGUCCCCCCGCCACUCCUCCAGACCCACCUCGGCCCAAGCGCCGGUCCCAUAGCCUAAGCCGCCCCGGCCCCACCGAGGGGGAAGCAGAGGGAGAGGCUGAAGGGCCAGUGGGCAGUGCCUUGGGGAGCUACGCCACCCUCACUCGGCGACCGGGACGCAGUGCCCUAGCUCGGACCAGCCCUAGCCCGACUCCAGCUCGAGGGGCCCCCCGCAGCCAGUCCUUUGCCCUUCGUGCCCGACGCAAAGGCCCCCCGCCCCCACCCCCUAAACGCCUCAGCUCUGUCUCUGGCCCCACCACGGAGCCGCCUCCACUAGACGGAAGCCCGGGGCCCAAGGAGGGGGCCUCUGUGCCCCGAAGGCGAACACUAAGUGAACCAACUGGCCCAUCAGAGCCCCCCGGCCCACUUGCCCCAGCUGGCCCCGUGUCGGACACAGAGGAGGAGGAGCCAGGACCUGAGGGGACGCCCCCAUCUCGGGGCAGCUCAGGAGAAGGGCUCCCCUUUGCCGAGGAGGGGAACCUGACUAUCAAACAGCGGCCGAAGCCAGCUGGCCCCCCACCCCGGGAGACGCCUGUGCCCGCUGGCCUCGAUUUCAACCUCACAGAAUCAGACACUGUUAAGCGGAGGCCCAAAUGCCGGGAGAGAGAGCCACUGCAGACGGCACUUCUGGCCUUUGGAGUGGCCAGUGCCACGCCCAGCCCCGCUGCCCUCCUUCCCUCCCAGACCCCCGGCGAGGCCCCCUCCUCAGCUUCUCCCAGCCCUCCCCGGCCUGACCCUAGCAGCCUUCCAACUCAGGGAGCUCCAGCCCCUCUUUCUUCCGGCUCCCCAGCCCAGCCCCCUGCUCCCCCCUGCUCUGGGCCUGCUCUGGAGAACUCGGCGGGCAGUUGGCGGCAUGGGGAGACUGAGCCCCCAGCUUCCCCCGCUGCCCUCAUCAAGGUGCCAGGUGCAGGAACAGCCCCCAAGCCUGUGUCUGUGGCCUGCACCCAGCUGGCAUUUUCUGGUCCUAAGCUGGCUCCUCGGCUCGGCCCCCGCCCCGUGCCCCCUCCAAGGCCAGAGAGCACUGGAGCCGUGGGCUCUGGCCGGGCCCAGCAGAGACUGGAACAGACCAGCUCAUCCCUGGCAGCUGCAUUAAGGGCCGCAGAGAAGAGCAUUGGCACAGAGGAACGAGAAGGCCCUCCCGGCACCUCCACCAAGCACAUUCUGGAUGACAUCAGCACCAUGUUUGAUGCCCUGGCUGACCAGCUGGAUGCCAUGCUUGAUUGAGACUUUCUGGCAGCCGUCAGCGGUGCAGCGUCCGUUGCCUUUGCCCCCAGCAGGGUCCCCCCUGCGGUUCCAAGCCAGCGACCGUCAGCACUGCAGCUCUAGGGGGCGGUCUUCAUGGCAGGCUGAGGGGACCUGUCAGAACCUCACAUGUCAGCAGGGCUCCCUCCCGCUGUGUAAUCUGACCAGACAGCCCUGCCCCCGUGGACAGGGACCCUGGUAAGAGCUUCCUGCGCCCUCCUAUCACCUCCCGUGUCUCCAGUGUCUGUGCCGAGGACCUACUGACGCCUGCUGUGCCGUGCUGUCCUGGCACUCUAAAAGGCUGGAGAGAGCUGUGUGUCUGACCCAGUUCCCACAGGUAUACACAGGACAUGGAAAUAGGCAGCCAGGGGCUUGCUGUCAGCAGCGGUGGCGGUGCCCAGACCAGCCCCUGCUCCCGCUGCUGCCUGCCCUCAGUGAGGCAAAGCUGGCGGGCAUGGGGGCAGUGGGAUUAACAGAUGCCCAAAGUCCAAACUUUUUCAACUGUAAAUGUUAUUUUUUAAGCAGAGAGAAAUGCAUAUAUUUUAAAUGGAAUUUAUUCUAUCUAUAACCACCUGAGAGGACACAAGGGAAGGGGCUUCGAACCACAGCAAGAGUGCCCACUGCCCACCUCGGGGCCGGAAGCCUGAUCUGGUUGGCCCAGGCCCCGGCUCUGUAACCAUUAACCUCUUCUCCCAACUAACACCAAUGAAAGUGUCAUUCCACGUGA
Acinonyx jubatus (cheetah) is the source of this 7154-nucleotide messenger RNA. It is a transcript of the gene CASKIN2, whose product is annotated as CASK interacting protein 2. Gene Ontology annotation, molecular function: protein binding. Lineage: Eukaryota; Metazoa; Chordata; Mammalia; Carnivora; Felidae. The record is from RefSeq and is a predicted model, not a curated record. The transcript is spliced from 19 exons. The coding region runs from base 2864 to 6409 and encodes 1181 amino acids.